CGAAAAUAAACAUUACUGAGUGUGCUAACUUAACAUUUCUGUUUGAUAGGCCUACUGUCCGUUAGCCACGUUAGCAUAUUAGCAUGCAAGCAAAGAUUUUGACAGAGUGCCAUGUACCUCUCAAAAUUGCUUAGACAUUAGUAGCCACUAUUAAAAUUAAUCCAUAAAUUGCAUUUUUUUUUAAAGCGGCUUUAAAGUGACUUAUAGUGUGAAAAAUGCAGUUUUAUUGCAAUAUUUAUGAUUGCUUAGGAGGUUAAAAAGUCACUUGAACGCAUUUUCGAUUCAUUCCUGUGCGUAAAUGGGCUUAAAAAAAAUAAAUAAAAUAAAAUAAAAAAAACUAUCUUAGUUGUGGAAGAAGAGGCAGAGUCGCCUUCAGGAGCAUCUCGGGAUCUGGAGGCGCGCCAGCCCCCGCCCUGUGAAAUCAGCAUCUCAGCGCACCGACUUGACAAGUGCGCCUCCCCCCUCCGAACGCUGUUUGACAUCGUUAUAGGCUUCGCCCGUGGCAGUUUCUUUUUUAAAAGGCGUGCGCAAAGCCGCAGAUUAAACAGUCCGCUCUCGGGAAACCUGCGCACAGGCAGCCUCUUGCUUUCCCACCUCUGGGUGCGAGCGCGCGGCAGUAGCAGCAGAGCAUCCGAAGGAGGAUAAAGGGGGAGAAGGGAAUUUAAAAUAAAUAAAAAAAGGAGGAGAAGAAGAAGGAGAAGGAGCGCACAGUUUGGAUCAUUUCUGAUUAUUUUUUUUUUGGAGACUUUUUGGAAGCGCACGGAUUUGACGCGCCGGAUGCGGUGAAACUGCGCGCGCAAGGCACCUGUGGAUGCAGCAGAACACCCUGAUGUUCGGACUCUAACCUUUUCACAAGUUAAAUAUCUCAUACAUUUUUUUGGAUAAAAGUGCCAUGCAGCUGUGCAUCUCCCUCCUCCUGCUGCUCCCGCUCCUGCGCGCCCCCGGCGGCGCCUCCUCCUUCGUGCCGUGCGAGCAGUGCGACGCCAGAGCCGUCUCCAAGUGCCCGCCGCCUCCCCAGGGCUGCCAGCUGGUGCGGGAGCCCGGCUGCGGCUGCUGCCUGACGUGCGCGCUCGAGGAGGGCCAGGCGUGCGGCGUGUACACGCGGCCGUGCAUGCAGGGGCUCCGGUGCCUCCCCAAAAACGGCGAGGAGAAGCCGCUGCACGCGCUCCUGCACGGCCGCGGCACGUGCAUGAACGAGAAGCUCUACAAGCUGCUGCAGAUGCAUCAGUCAAAAGAGUCGGUGCAAACCAAGGUGCCAUUAAUUGGAGACAUCGGCAUUCGGAAAUCCCAGGCCGUGAAGCACGCCAUAGACCGCAAGGGACAAUCAUCCAGGAAAGGACUCGCCACUAACCGUAGCCCCUCGUCCCCUCGCCCGGAGAAACUGGAGCCUGAAUUUGGGCCCUGCAGAAGACGACUAGACAGCCUCCUUCGUAGCAUGAAGGACACCUCUCGAGUCUUGGCUCUCUCCCUGUACGUCCCCAACUGCGACAAGAAAGGCUACUUCAAGCGCAAACAGUGCAAACCAUCUCGCGGUCGGAAAAGGGGAAUCUGCUGGUGCGUGGACCCAUUGGGUGUUAGAAUCCCAAGCAUCAGCAACGGCGGCGGAGAACUGCAAUGCAGAGAAAUCGACAACAACAGCAACGAAUGAAAGCCACUUGGUUUUUGAGUUCCAAUUUAUCCUGCCAAUCAAGCUCGCACACUUUGACUUGACAAUCAGGACAGCAGGGCAACGUUGUGUAAUGGAUUGCCUUUUUUUUUUUUUUUUUUUACGGGGCCAAACUGAAGCAGUUGCUUAAAUGGAAUCUGCACACUUAUGUCCAAACUGUGGCUCCACCCUAACUGUGUACUCUGAGGUUAGCUAGGACCUUGUCUCUUUGUAUUUUAUGAAAUUAGAUGUGAGUGUAUUACUUAAAUUUACUCAAGAAAAAAUUAAGACAAUACAUUUAUAAAUGUGGCUAAUUAUAAAUGGUUUUCUGUUUGUUGCAGUUAAUUCGUUGAUUUCUAAUUUGGGAGUACAUACGGUUUUUGCAUUAUCUAUAAGGUGUUAUUUUUUUGUUUAGCUUCUUAAGGAAAUCUUAGCUCCUCGUAUCGGCCAUCAGGCUCAAAUCAUUUCCUAUUUCUUAGUGAGAUAUAUUUUUUUAAAUGCCACUAAAGUUUAAGUUCUUACAUGGAAAAAGUUCCUCAAUACUCAUUUUUCCCCACAGGCAGCUGACGUUCUAACCUCUUAAGACCCAAGCUAAUAUUUGAGCUAACUUGCUACACAUGGCAUCAGUUAAGCAGAAUUAACCACUGUGGUAAUAUAACCCAAAAUAUGAUGUCCACGUAUGUGGGUGCCAGGUCUCAAGAGGCUAAUCCUUAUUUUCACAAGCUUUUUUUUCGUUACAGUAAAGGUGGUCAAGUUAACACUAGAGAAGAUCAAAGGAAAUAAGACUACGAUCAAUUAAACAAGCUAACGGUAAUUUGCGGUACUUGGGGUCAUUUUAACAUGCUAACGUUUUAGACAUUUUUUAUUUUUUUAUGUCAAAUUUUAACCUUAUUAUAUAAAAAAAAAGUUACAUUAGAUGUCGUCAGGUAAAUUACAAGAAAAGAUCAUAGGAAAUAGAACCAUAUUCAUGUUUAACAAGCUAACAGUACUUUCAAGUAAUUUGAGUCAUUUUAGCAUGAUAAUGUUUGGUACUUAAAAUAUGUAACCACAUAAUUUAAAAUAAACAAGUUACAGCAGAUGUGGUCAAAUCUAUUGCGCAAAAAGAUCUUAUGAAAUAGAACUGUUAAACAAAGGUAACGGUAAUUUCAGGUAUUUGGAGUAAUUUAAAUAGCCAAUGCUAGUCCUUUAUAUAUAUAUAUAUAUAUAUAUAUAUAUAUAUUUAUUUAAUGUCAAAUUUAAAGACAAACUUUUAAAAGAAACAAGUUACAGUUGAGGUGGUCAAGUACAUUUCCAGAAAAGAUCAAAGGAAAUACAACCAUAUUAAAAAAAAACAAGCUAACGGUAAUUUCAGGCCUUUGUAGUUAUUUUACCAUGCUAAUGUUUAAUUCAUUUUAAUCAUUUUAAUGACAAAAUUAAAAAAUAAUAUUUGAAAAAGUAACACGUUAUGGUAGACAUGGUCAAUCAAUUGCAAGAAAAGAUCUAAGGAAGUAAAACAAUAACCAAUUAAACAGGCUAAGAACAUUUCUGGUACUUAGGGUCAUUUUAACAUGCUAAUAUGUUAAGUCUUUUUUGAUAAAUUUUUAAAUAUACAUUUUUUUUUAAUUAUUUAAAAAGAAAACUAGGGAUGGUCAGAUAAAUAUAAGGGAAAAAAAAUCAAUGGAAAUGGGACCAUAAUCAUGUUAACGGCUAACAGUAGCUAACAGUAGUUAUUUGGUUUUUCAACAUACUAAUUUUAAAUUCAUUGUUCGAUUGUUUCUCAAUGUCAUACUUCAAAAAGGCAACUUUUUUGUUGCUAUACAGCAUAAGUUUUACUAUUUAAACCUCCUUAGUUGGUAAUAUGAAGUAUAAGCUAACAAAUGGUUAGCUUAGCAAAGCAAAGACUGGCAGCAAGAGUUAGCAAGAGUUGUUGCCUAACAGUCUUUUAAACAUGUGUGUUAGUGCACACUAAUUGUAUAAUUUCUUCUGUUUAUUCUGUAUAAACUACAUAUAUUUUGUUUAAACUCUACAAAGACAAUAUUUUCUAAUUGGAACUUGUAAUUUCUUAGCUAGUAGCCUGACGCUAAUUAGAGAAAUUUCAAUCUUUGGCUAAUUAGACGCUACAAGUGAAACCUCCAUAACAGUUUAGCUUACUUUUCUAACACUGUCAGCUGAGCUUUAUCUGCCUUCGCUUGUCUAAUUUAGGGUUUGUAAGUCAAGCGAGACAAACUUGAAUCAAUCGAGCCCUGUAGGCUUUGGCACCUUAAGGUUUGAGUCUUUUUAUGCACUUUUCUUUGAUCUUAUUUUACUUUUAACAGUUGUUUUUGAAAACCAACAUAAACUUUGAGCAAACUGGUCCGCCUUUCUGUUUGUAAAUGUGUAUGUGCAUACUGUGGGAUCCAGACUACGCCUAUAGGUGCAUAUAGUUGUCAACUUCAAAAACUCACAACCAUGGUGCCAUGCGUUUCCCCUCACAGCUCGCACACAAAUUGUAUGCAAAGGCCCCGCGCUGUUUAUUUUUCCAUGUGGAGGGUCCUCACCACUACCACACAGGCAAAUAUGUAGGGCGAUGCUGUCUUGCUCGCAGGGUUCAUUGGGUUCUUUAUCUCCACGUAGAGCAAGGUCGCUUAGUUUUUAUGUAAAUUCAAGUGCCUUGUGCCCCACGCCACUUUGAAUUUUGGUUUGCAUGUGGACCCAUUGUGUUGCCGAAUGAGCAAAACAGAAAGGAAAUCAGUUUUUUAAUGUGCGGAUGCGGUCUGGUUACAAAGGUUAUCAUGAUCUUCCAGUCAAAUGCUGCUAAAGACGAAGUUAUGACAUGAUCAAAAGUUUGACUUUUGUUUUAAGAUCCUGUUUUAAGAACAUCCAAAUUCCCAGAUAAUUCCUCUGACAGUGGCAAAUCCGCCUAAAUGCUUUUAACAGACUUACUUGUACCGCUCUAUAUGACUAAAGAUAAAACACAGUGACACUUGAUCACUCCAGAAUAUCAUUUUAAAUGUGAACACGAUUGUAAAAUAUUUAUCUGCCGUGUAACUGAUGUACUCUUCUUCUUUUUUUUUUUUUGUAAAGCAAACUAUUUAAAUAAAGUUGCUGUACUCUCAAGGAUGCAAGACAGCAGUUUUUGAGUGACUGUUUAAGUGUUGACUCAGUGUUUUGUGGAUGCAAAAAACAUGAAACUACCACAGAUUUUAUGCAGGUGGUUUCCAUCUGCGGUCAAAUGCAUGUUAUGGUACUUCCAAUAGGGGGCACUACAGUUUUUUCAAAUAAAAACACAUGCAAAAGCUGAACAUAUUUUGGUUUUAUUCAUAAUAUCUCUUGGUGAUGAACAUUUCCCACUUCCAACAUGAACUAUCUUCAGUGUAUUACAGUCAGAUGUACUCAAAGGCUUUUACAAUCUAAAGCAUGGA
Molecule: messenger RNA, 5025 nt
Organism: Oryzias melastigma (Indian medaka)
Lineage: Eukaryota; Metazoa; Chordata; Actinopteri; Beloniformes; Adrianichthyidae
Product: insulin-like growth factor-binding protein 5
Exons: 4
Coding region: 893-1648 (251 amino acids)
Biological process (GO): regulation of insulin-like growth factor receptor signaling pathway
Cellular component (GO): extracellular region
Molecular function (GO): insulin-like growth factor I binding; fibronectin binding; insulin-like growth factor II binding
Source: RefSeq, a predicted model, not a curated record